AAAUGAUUAAAUAGAGCAGAUCAAAAGAAUAAUCACUUGGUAAAUUGGUAUUUAAUUUAAACAUAAUAUUUAGAUGAAAAUUUAUGUUGCAUAAAUGCUUUUAAAUUCAGGUGUAAGUAGUUGUUAAGAACAGGGAAUUAAUCUUCUGGUUGAAUUUUUCAUAAAAAGUAUUUAAAUAAUAAUAUAUAAUAAGUAAUUAGAAAAGUGGGUUCAAAUUCAAGAAGAUUAUAUGAAUUAUAAGGUAGAUAAGAAGGUGAUAUUUUUCAUGUUUUAUUGGCAUUAGAUUAAUUGAGUAUAACUUGUACUUCUAUGUUGUAACAUUUCAAAAAGAAUAAUAACAAUAGUGAUUUAUCAUUAAAUAGAUUACUUACUUAAAUUAUGGAGUCAGUGUAUAAAGAAAAAUAUAACUCAUAAGAAAUAGAUGAACAGAAUAAUUUAAGAUAAAGAUGUUAAUUAUCGAUAUCUUCAUUAAUACAACCAUAAUCUAAUAAUUGUUCAUUAAAUACUUUAUUAUAUGCUCCAGUUAUUUUUAAGAAUGAAAAGGUUUAAAAAUAAAAGAAGGAAUUAACUGAAAAGUAAUUAAAAGAGGAAAAAAGAAAAUAUCAAUAUCAAUUUGAUGAAGAUUAAUUUUAGAAACAAUUAGGAAAGAAUAAAUAAAAAGAACGUAAAUAAGAACUUGACUUAAAUCCAUAUAAUGCUCCACUUAAACGCAAAUAAGCUAUAAAGGCUUUAGAUUAAAUGUUAUGAAUAUGUC
Messenger RNA from Paramecium sonneborni, 754 nucleotides. NCBI's taxonomy places the organism in Eukaryota, Ciliophora, Oligohymenophorea, Peniculida, Parameciidae. The record is from the annotation of a GenBank genome assembly.